Molecule: messenger RNA, 249 nt
Organism: Stylophora pistillata
Lineage: Eukaryota; Metazoa; Cnidaria; Anthozoa; Scleractinia; Pocilloporidae
Source: the annotation of a RefSeq genome assembly
GUGCCUCAGUUAAAAGUAAGCUUUUAUAAGAUACAAUAUUGAUGGAGUUUUUCGGUUUUAUUUUUAUUGUUAAUUUUUUUUGAGAUUGUUGUUUUUCCUUUAAUAAAACGUAAUUGAUGGAUAAGAAAGUUCUUAAUGAAGUGCGAUGGCGCCAUCUUAACAAAAAUUUGGUUACAAAAAGAAAUUUAUAAAAAAAAAAAAAAAGUAUGGUGUAAUAUUAAAAUUUUUGAAGGAGUAAAGUUAAAGUAA